AUGCAGACACAGCCAUCAGAUACACAUAUUGAUCGAGGGAUUCUUCAAGCACAUUUCGUAGAAUUGGCACCAGUGCAAGAAGCACUGGAACAAAACACUGGAUCUAAACCAAGCCUGCUUGUAUUGGUGGGUAUAAUGUCGGAGUAUCCAAUGCAACGGGACGAAGCAAAGGAUGUGCAGGACGCUGAAGCCUUAAAAGGACGGCAUUCAGUUGGUAGAUCCAGAGGUCGGAGUAAGCGCAGCGAUGCGCUUUCCUACCAAUUCUUGAACGGCCUGAAGAAUCUCGAGUUCAUUGGAGCAGGCACGGAACCCUUCGGGCGUUCCGUCAAUGAGGCCAGACAUGAUCUGCUCCGCUCGCUUGGCCCCUGA
This is a messenger RNA of Trichophyton rubrum CBS 118892, 369 nucleotides long. RefSeq lists its product as uncharacterized. NCBI's taxonomy places the organism in Eukaryota, Fungi, Ascomycota, Eurotiomycetes, Onygenales, Arthrodermataceae. The coding region runs from base 1 to 369 and encodes 122 amino acids. The transcript has a single exon. The record is from RefSeq and is a predicted model, not a curated record.